AUCUACAAUCUGUGGAUGUCACAGCAAACGAUCAAGAUUUAUUCCGUGAAAAACAACUCAAGCAGAAGCGACCCUGAAGUCACAGUAAUCAACAAGUUUGGACAUGCACCGGUGACAUUAGAUGUGUGGGAACCUGUUAUCCUGUGACAUCGUCAAGCCACUUGGGAGUUCACAUCACUGGACAAUACAUGUUAUUCUGACAAGAGUCUUCCAUUCAUACUCGCAUCACUAAUAUCCAAACUUUCCUAAAUAUAACUUACGCUUAUGUUUCUUCCAGGGGCUGCAUCUGACCAGGAACAAUUGAUGGAAGCAUGUGAUGGGGGAGAGGUGGGAGAAGAAGAUUCGGACUUGACUCAGGUGGAUGAAAUCCCGGAGGAGCAUGAGGACGGCGGUCGUCAAAAUGUGGUCGCUGAAAAUCAGCCCGUUGUAACCGCACCAAAAACCACGGCACAGAUGUCGCCUGCAUCUCGGCUAGAAAAGGCUAGAACCCGAAGCAGACGUGUGGCCUUGCUUAGCACCGUGGCAGAAAAGAUGUUGUCUCAGGCAGAGAGAGAGGAGAACAACAAUGCCAAGGAAAGAAAACAGACAUUGACGGAGAGCCGAGAGUGGCGCAUGCAAUUUCUGGAAGCGGAGCAGAGAAGGCAUGAGGACACUAUGAGGGAGGCACAAGAAGACAGAAAGGCUUUCAUUGAGGCGCAGCAGCAGAACUUUGAGGGCAUCAACAGAGCGGUCAGUGCCUUAAGCUCCCUAACCGAAAUUUUGCUGGGGGAAAACGUGAGCAGAGCCACCAAGCCAUGCCAGGACCAUCAUGUGGAAGGGGAAGUGUGCAUAGAUCUUCACAGGAGAACCCACCCAGAAAGAGGUGCCGUGUGAUUAAACCCAGCAAGAAAUUUGAUUUGUGAAAAACCUUUGAAAUGUGAAAUAUUACUCCUUUCUGGGGAAGUUGAGCAGGGCAUGGGCCACGGCCAAAUUCAUUUCCCCUUUCCCUUUUUUCACUCUCCCACAAACCCGCUGAGAGUGUGGAAUUGCCUGGAUCAACCCAUCACAGCCCCAGGGACACAAAAUUGGAGGAGGGAAGAGGAGGAGAGGCAGGGGGAAAGAACAACUCAAUUGCAUUGAGUCAUCAGAAAAGGGAGAUUGUUUGGUCCCGGUCACUUCAUGUGAAAGUUGACUUCGGCAAUAAAUAAACAUUUCAGAUAGGUUUCACAGUUUGAUUGUGGAUAGGUAUUAUUUGGUCUGAGAAAUUUUAAAACAUGACUACCAUAUUUAUUGUGUGUGUUUUUUGAAAAUUUUUUAAUGUUAACUGCUAUAACAUAACCAAACUAUUUAUUGUUUGUGCCGUUUAAAACUUUUUACUGUUAAUCAUUAAAACAUGAUCACUGUU
Molecule: messenger RNA, 1384 nt
Organism: Eublepharis macularius
Lineage: Eukaryota; Metazoa; Chordata; Lepidosauria; Squamata; Eublepharidae
Exons: 4
Coding region: 265-873 (202 amino acids)
Source: RefSeq, a predicted model, not a curated record